AUGGCACUUUCCUUCAAGGAAAGUUCAGGUGUGAUGAAUGAUGCCAUAGUUUGGUAUCUUAAUGAGUUUCUGGAUCUUUUAUCACAUCCCUGUACGCGAACUCUUCGCUUUGAUUCGAGACACAGCGGACAUAGAAAACUUAUAGAAUAUAAGGAACUAAAAAUAGAAUUUCAGAACAUCGAGCUAAAGAAUCUUCUUAUUCUGAUAGGUUUUGGUUUUAAAGUUUAG
Clunio marinus is the source of this 228-nucleotide messenger RNA. The record is from the annotation of a GenBank genome assembly. NCBI's taxonomy places the organism in Eukaryota, Metazoa, Arthropoda, Insecta, Diptera, Chironomidae.